AUGGCAGGGUCCCUCGACAAACGCCGUGAUUCGGACGACCUCAAAGAGCCCAGGGACGACUUCCUCACAGAAGACAUCGCGCAACUUAAUGCGGCGGGCGAAAUAUCUGAAAUUGCAGUCAAGGCCGAAGGAGAAGACAAGAUAACGUGGUUCGUCUGGAUUCUCGUCGCUUGCACCAGCAUCUCCGGCCUUCUCUUCGGUUAUGACACAGGUGUGAUUUCUGGCGCCCUGGUCACCAUCGGUUCUGAUCUCGGUCCCUCCGAGCUCUCAUCGGGACAGAAGGAAUUUAUCACUUCAGCGACGACCCUCGGAGCGCUGAUUGGCGGCCUAGUCGCAGGCAUGCUCUCGGAUUUCGUCGGACGGAAGCCCGUGCUCGCCAUCUCGGACGUCAUCUUCAUUGGCGGCGCCGUAGGGCAGGCCGUCUGCCAUGCCGUCUGGCCCAUGAUCGGGUGCCGUUUCCUCGUCGGCAUCGGCGUCGGCCUCGCGUCGUGCGUCGCGCCGCUGUACAUCCAAGAGCUCUCCCCAACACGCCUGCGCGGCCGCAUGGUCGUCCUAAACGUCGUCAUGAUCACCGGCGGACAAGUCAUCGCGUAUGGUAUCGGCGCCGCGUUCGAGAACAUGCACGGAGGGUGGCGGUGGAUGGUCGGACUGGGUGCCGUGCCCGCAGGGAUCCAGUUUUUUAUACUGUUCUUCCUCCCCGAGUCGCCCCGUAUCCUCAUGCGCCUUGGCAAAAUGGACGCUGCAAGGGCUGUCAUGUCGAGGAUAUAUGCGCAUGCCACCCCGCAGCAGGUCUCACUCAAGGUCACAGCACUGCACUCCGCCGUCCGGAGAAGCAUCGAGAUUACCAAUUCGACGACACUCAUCCAGCGCGUGGGCAUGACCUUCUUGAAUCCGGUGAACCGCCGCGCUGUCAUCGUUAGCUGUGGCAUGCAGGCCUUCCAGCAGCUCUCCGGCUUCAACACGCUCAUGUACUAUAGCGCGACGCUCUUCAAAGAGAUCGGCUUCAACCAGCCGACAGCGGUUGGCCUCAUCGUGUCUGGCACGAACUUUAUCUUCACGCUGUUCGCGCUCAAGUACAUCGACAUCAUUGGCCGGCGCAAGAUCAUGCUUUUCUCCGCCCCUGGCAUGGUCAUCGGCCUGGUCCUGGCGAGCAUCUCUUUCCACUACCUGACGCGCCACACCGGCGGUGCCCUCGUCGACGGCGCGCACUACUCGACGGCGUGGUCCGCGAUCGUGCUCGUGUCGAUGAUCUUCUACGUUGCCUCGUACGCGACGGGGCUCGGCAACGUGCCGUGGCAGCAGGGCGAGCUCUUCGCGCUCGAGGUGCGCGGCAUCGGCACCUCGCUCGCGACGUUCUGCAACUGGGCCGGCAAUCUGCUCAUCGGCUCGACGUACCUCUCGCUCAUGGACCGCAUCACGCCCGCGGGCGCGUUCGGCUUCUACGCUGGCCUCUGCCUCCUUGGCUGCGCCUUCGUCGCCGCGUGCUUCCCCGAGACCGCCGGGCUCAGCCUCGAGGAGGUCCAGAUGGUCUUCCGCACCGGCUUCGGCGUGCGCGAGGGCGAGCGCCUGCGCAGGGAGAAGCGUACCGUGCUCCAGAAGACGCAGGAGGGCGAGAGCGAGAAGGCAUGA
Molecule: messenger RNA, 1629 nt
Organism: Phanerochaete carnosa HHB-10118-sp
Lineage: Eukaryota; Fungi; Basidiomycota; Agaricomycetes; Polyporales; Phanerochaetaceae
Exons: 8
Coding region: 1-1629 (542 amino acids)
Biological process (GO): transmembrane transport
Cellular component (GO): membrane
Molecular function (GO): myo-inositol:proton symporter activity
Source: RefSeq, a predicted model, not a curated record